Pantherophis guttatus is the source of this 1211-nucleotide messenger RNA. RefSeq names its product purinergic receptor P2Y14 (gene P2RY14). The record is from RefSeq and is a predicted model, not a curated record. Gene Ontology annotation, biological process: G protein-coupled receptor signaling pathway. Gene Ontology annotation, cellular component: membrane. Lineage: Eukaryota; Metazoa; Chordata; Lepidosauria; Squamata; Colubridae. Gene Ontology annotation, molecular function: G protein-coupled purinergic nucleotide receptor activity.
AGUCCUGGGAACUUUAUUUCGGCAUAGAUUUGAAAAGAUAUCAUCACUUCUGAAUCAUCUGAAAAACUACAAGUCUGUACUGGGACUGAAAAUGAACUAAACAUGGUCGAUUCAAGCAAUACUUCAGAAAGUAACUGUGAUACCAAUCAAAUCAUUACACAACAAAUUAUUCCAUUGAUCUACGGUUUCAUCUUUAUAGGUGGAAUACUGUUAAAUGCAUCGGCAGCUUGGAUCUUUCUUCACAUUCCUAGCACGACAAGUUUUAUUGUUUAUCUCAAGAACAUUGUCACAGCUGACCUUAUUAUGAGCUUAACUUACCCUUUUAAAAUUUUUUCUGACUCCAGAAUUGGACAUUGGCAGCUCAACGUUGUUGUCUGCCGCUUUUCUGCUGUCAUCUUUUACCUAAAUAUGUAUAUUAAUAUAAUAUUAUUUGGACUCAUAGGCUUUGACAGAUGCUUUAAAGUAAUGAAGCCCCAAUUCAGCUCUUCGUCUUACAAUGUCCAGUGUAGCAAAAUUGUAUGUCUGGUCAUAUGGUUGCUACAGAUUGUUAUCUCUUUUCCCAAUAUUAUUUUAACAAACCAAACUCCUACAGAAAAGAAAUCAAAGGACUGUGUAAGCCUCAAAAGCCCUCUUGGGGUCCAGUGGCACACAGCUUCAUCCUACACAUGCUUAGGAAUUUUCUGGAUCGUGUUUUUUCUCCUAAUAGUCUUCUACAGUUCCAUUGCCAAGAAAAUAUAUAUUUCACACCGAAAAUUUAAGAAAAACUCCAAGCUGGCAAAGAAAAAGACCAACCGAAACAUUUUCACCAUCAUGUUUGUGUUUAUCAUUUGUUUUGUUCCGUACCACCUGGUCAGAGCCCCAUAUACAUCAAAACAAAUUGACCCUAAUUACAAUUGUGAGAUUAAAAAUAUACUGUUUUACCUAAAAGAACUUACAUUGAUACUGUCUGCUGCAAAUGUUUGUCUUGAUCCAGUUAUUUACGUAUUUCUUUGUCAACCGUUUAAGGAAAAAUUGUACCAAAAAUUGCAUCUGAAAAUUAAAACAUCUGAAGAGUUCGAAAAUUCUAAAUCAAGAAAGUCAAAUGCUAUUAUUGAAACAGUUACUAUUUUAUAAAUUCCAAUAGCAAGCAUCUUCAACAUUAUGGACAUGUGGGCAUGUUGUUGAAUUAAGGAAACAGUUUGUGACUGAUAAAAUAAAGAAUAUUUGCCCUA